Messenger RNA from Durio zibethinus, 1980 nucleotides. The record is from RefSeq and is a predicted model, not a curated record. NCBI's taxonomy places the organism in Eukaryota, Viridiplantae, Streptophyta, Magnoliopsida, Malvales, Malvaceae.
AAUCAGUUCUAUACAGUUAUGAGGUUACUAUCACAUAAUUCCUAAAUUUUUCCUUUUCUUUUCUAAAAUGUUUGCGCAACUAUUUCUAAAACCCACUUGCUUUUUGUCGGAUUUAUGAUCAACAAUCAACUCCUUUUCCUUCUCGUCGUUUAUAUCUUUGUACUUAUCGAGAGAUUGAAAAGAAGGGAAAAAGGAAUCGAAUAACUACGACAUUGUCAAAGUUUCCUUUCUCUCCUUUCCCAUCGUUUUCUCAUCAACCAAACACGGCACCUUCAUUGAUUUUUGUUCCAAAUUGUUCUUGUUUCGUCUGGUGGUAUAAUUGGGUUCUCGUCAAAGAAAAUAAUGGGGAUUAUUGAGAGGAUUAAAGAAAUUGAAGCCGAGAUGGCUCGAACCCAGAAAAAUAAGGCCACAGAGUACCAUCUUGGUCAGCUCAAGGCAAAGAUUGCAAAGCUAAGGACACAAUUACUAGAGCCACCAAAAGGUUCUAGUGGGGCUGGAGAGGGUUUUGAAGUUACAAAAUUUGGUGAUGGACGUGUCGCACUAAUAGGAUUUCCAAGUGUGGGGAAAUCAACCCUUUUAACAAUGUUAACUGGAACUCAUUCAGAAGCUGCAUCAUAUGAGUUCACAACACUUACGUGCAUUCCUGGUAUCAUACAUUACAAUGAUACUAAGAUUCAACUGCUUGAUCUUCCUGGAAUUAUUGAAGGUGCUUCUGAAGGCAAGGGACGUGGGAGGCAGGUUAUUGCUGUUGCCAAGUCAUCAGAUCUUGUGCUAAUGGUUCUUGAUGCCUCUAAAAGUGAAGGUCAUCGCCAGAUAUUAACCAAGGAACUAGAAGCUGUGGGUUUGCGUUUAAACAAGAGACCGCCUCAAAUAUAUUUCAAAAAGAAAAAAACUGGAGGCAUCUCUUUCAACAGCACUUUACCUUUAACUCAUGUGGAUGAGAAACUCUGUUAUCAAAUUCUACAUGAAUACAAAAUUCACAAUGCAGAGGUUCUAUUCCGUGAGGAUGCCACAGUGGAUGAUUUUAUAGAUGUCAUUGAAGGAAACCGCAAAUACAUUAAGUGUGUAUAUGUUUACAACAAGAUAGAUGUCAUUGGUAUUGAUGAUGUGGAUAAGUUAGCCCGUCAGCCAAAUUCUGUUGUCAUAAGCUGCAAUCUGAAGCUGAACUUAGAUAGACUACUUUCUAAGAUGUGGGAAGAGAUGGGGCUUGUGAGAGUAUACACAAAACCACAAGGCCAGCAACCUGAUUUCAGUGAUCCCGCGGUUUUCUCUGCUGAUAGGGGUGGUUGCAUGGUGAAAGACUUCUGUAAUCACAUUCAUAGGAAUUUGAUAAAGGAUGUAAAAUAUGUUCUAGUCUGGGGAACAAGUGCAAGGCAUUACCCUCAACAUUGUGGCCUUGGGCAUGUUCUGCAGGAUGAAGACGUUGUUCAGAUUGUCAAGAAAAAGGAAAAAGAGGAAGGAGGUAGAGGCCGCUUCAAAUCACAUUCUACAGCUCCUGCACGAAUAUCUGAUAGAGAGAAAAAGGCUCCCUUGAAGACCUAACCAUGUCCAUAUUCCUUGCUAUGGAAAAAGGUUGUGGACUGGAAUGGAAAUAUAAGAAUUACCCUUUUGUUGUAUUCUGAGUAAUUUCAUCAAGCAGUAUUAUCAAGUUGAUUUGUUCUUUUUUCUUAAUUUUAUUGUAAAUUUUAUUCCUUGAAAUUUCAUUUGGGCCUUUACACCGAAAAUUAUAUCUUGAAAAUGUCAUUAAUGACUUGGGUCUUUUGGAUCUAAUAUAUCUAUGUAGCAAAUAUGCCCCCAGCCCAGAGGAUGAUUGGUCAUUUGAUUGGGACGUGGUUUUGAAUAAAGGGUCAAGGAUAAGCCCAUUAGAGAGCUAUGGCUUAGUGUUGCGGAGAAACACCAGCCUAACACUAAGCCAUAGUAUUCCAUCCAUGAAAUCUUGAGACGUGAAAUAUGACUUAAAGCUGGAAACUUCGGGGAAAA